AAAAGAACAGACAACUCAUCCUCUUGCCUUCCUGUGCUCUGCUAAUGAGAAUCAGCACUCUCUGUAUAUGGAAUUUAUUUUAAUCUUGUUACUGCUUAGAACGGAGUAAGUUUUUUUUUUCUUUGCCUGCGUUUGAAUGUACAGCAACUGGUCCUAGUAUACAAUGCUCCAUCUUGAGCUAAGCGACUUAUCUACUUGGAUGAAGAUGAAACACUGCAUACGAGAGCUGAUAGUGUUCACAGGCUUCAUCUUUGUAUUCAGAUGAGGAGGAAGCGCCAAUUAGCAGGAUGCUGACACCUUGCCUCCUAAGAAGAGUGGUCUUCUUGGUUCCUUUAAUUUUUGUAGUUGUGCCGCUCACCAUGGAGUCCAUUAAAGCCGACGAAGAAGCAGGAACAACGAUCCCAGCUGAAAGUCGCCCCUGCGUUGACUGCCAUGCAUUUGAAUUCAUGCAGAGGGCCUUGCAGGAUUUAAAGAAGACUGCGUAUAAUCUAGACACACGGACAGAAACACUGCUUCUUCAAGUGGAAAAGAGAACUCUGUGUGACUGUUUAACUGCAAACACACUGAACUGAAUGCUGGAGAACAGCCAAAGAGUGUCACCGGUUCAGCUGUUUUUCAAAAUGCUGCUGUAUGUAAUACGGACAGCUGUGUGGACUUUGGAGUACAUACUGCAGGCAUGUAAGCCCCAGUGUAGUGAGGAAAGCAGGCGGGGAGUUUCUGUAUGAGAUGGUGGGGUGGGAUAGUUUGUCCUAAGCUUGUUUUCUCCGUUAUGAAGGUGCUACUAUUGUGGCUUGAAUGAUUGAUCAUAUCAAGACAGAGCAUUGCAUGCUGGAAUCUAUAGUCUCUGCAGGCUCUAUCUCCAUAUUAAAGGUAAUGGUAGCUGCAAUCCAUUCUGUUUAUUUAUAAUGUAAAUUUGGACCAGAUUCAGCCAAUUUGUAACUCUGUGGAUUUCAAUGGUGCUACACCUGCUUAUAUCUGGACUGAAUUUGGCCCUGAACAGGACUCCUGCGUCUCCUGGGAAGCUGUCGACUUGGUUGGAGAAAAUAUAGGUACCCCUGAAUUAAAUCAUACACUGUCACUACCCACUUAGUGUCCCACUGUAUCCAGCAUGUAUUGAAAUAGCUAUUGUUUUACCAAUCUAAAUGCAUGUUGUGUACAAAGGCAGAAGGAGACUAAAAUUACUAGAAAAACAGGUAAGCCCACACCCAAAUGUACCUUGUUUCCUUUUGAAUGAGAUCUUGACAAUAGGCUAAGCUAAAAGUUCAGUGUGAAUGGGGGAAGGAGGAAUCAAAUUUUCAUUCAUUAUCUCUGUGCAAUGUAGCUUUUCUCUGAGAAAGUACGUUUGCCAUAGGAAUCAGAGUAGCGCCCGUGUUAGUCUGUAUCCGCAAAAAGAACAGGAGUACUUGUGGCAUCUUAGAGACUAACAAAUUUAUU
This is a messenger RNA of Gopherus evgoodei (Goodes thornscrub tortoise), 1434 nucleotides long. It is a transcript of the gene NICOL1, whose product is annotated as chromosome 5 C4orf48 homolog. The record is from RefSeq and is a predicted model, not a curated record. The transcript has 4 exons. Bases 288 to 572 code for a protein of 94 amino acids. Lineage: Eukaryota; Metazoa; Chordata; Testudines; Testudinidae.